Molecule: messenger RNA, 2190 nt
Organism: Ustilaginoidea virens
Lineage: Eukaryota; Fungi; Ascomycota; Sordariomycetes; Hypocreales; Clavicipitaceae
Exons: 4
Coding region: 1-2190 (729 amino acids)
Biological process (GO): protein phosphorylation; intracellular signal transduction
Cellular component (GO): cytoplasm
Molecular function (GO): ATP binding; protein serine/threonine kinase activity
Source: RefSeq, a predicted model, not a curated record
AUGGCUCCCCGAGGAGGCUUUGAGGAUGAGGAGCUCACCAUUUCUUUGUCUUCGUCCCACGUCCGACGGCAGCAGCAGCAGCAGCAGCAGCAGCAGCAGACGGCACAAGAGCAUCAUCGAUACCAAGGUCGCGAUGAUGCUGCAAGACCCUCUAGACCCAACGGCGGUCGCUUAAAUGCCGAAGCGUCACAGAGGGACAAGUCCAAGACCGAGCAGCGCAUCGGCGCCUACAAAGUUGUCCGGACCUUGGGGGAAGGUUCCUUUGGCAAAGUAAGGCUUGCUAUCCACCAGGGCACCGGACAGCAAGUAGCUCUCAAGAUUAUCGCCCGCAAGAAGCUCAUCAGUCGAGACAUGGCUGGCCGUGUCGAGCGAGAAAUCGAGUACCUGCAGCUUCUUCGCCACCCACACAUCAUAAAGCUAUACACCGUCAUCAAAACUCAGACGGAAAUCAUCAUGGUCCUCGAGUAUGCUGCCGGAGAACUGUUCGACUACAUUGUGCAAAACGGCCGCAUGAAGGAGCCCGAGGCUCGUCGCUUUUUCCAGCAGAUGCUCUGCGCUGUCGAGUACUGUCAUCGCCACAAGAUUGCCCAUCGUGAUCUCAAGCCCGAGAACCUGCUCCUAGACGAUAACCUCAACGUGAAAAUUGCCGACUUCGGCCUGAGCAAUAUCAUGACUGAUGGAAAUUUUCUCAAGACGAGCUGUGGAAGCCCAAAUUAUGCUGCACCCGAGGUGAUUGGCGGAAAACUCUAUGCUGGGCCCGAAGUCGAUGUUUGGAGCUGCGGCGUCAUCCUCUAUGUUCUGCUCGUUGGCCGACUGCCUUUUGAUGAUGAGCACAUUCCAAGCCUGUUUGCCAAGAUUGCUCGAGGCACGUACAGCAUACCUCAGUGGAUGCCCUCGGGCGCGGCAAACCUGAUCAAGAGAAUGCUCGUCGUCAAUCCUGUGCAGAGGGCUACGAUUGAGGAAAUCCGGCAAGACCCCUGGUUCCUGACCGAUUUGCCUGCAUAUCUUCAGCUCCCAGUGGAAGAAUUUCUCAACACGGGCGUCGAUCCAAACAAGGCUAUUCAGAAGCGAGACAUUGCACCCAAUGCAUCGGUCCAAGUCCAGGAGAAGCUUCAUAACGAAGUUACCGAAAAGAUUAGCAAAACUAUGGGUUACGGCAAGACGGAUGUUGAAGAAGCCCUGCAGUCUGAGGAGCCAUCCGCCAUCAAAGAUGCGUACAUGAUUGUCCGAGAAAACAAACUCAUGCAAGUUACUCAAGGCGGAGAACCGUUGACUCCGGAUGUCGAGGAGGCUGCGAGCCCCAUGAUGAGCAUGUCAUCGGCUCGGUCGGGGAUAUCAGCCGCCAUCCCUUCGCGGCCCUACGUCAGCAAGGUCGGCGUGCUUCCGACCAGUCUGCCCACGUAUCACAAAGACUUCAUCGAGAGGCAAAAGGCCGGUUUGGACUCACAGCCGUCCCAAGUUGCCACCAUCAACGAAGAGCCCCCCGCCGCGAGAACGGAUGCUGAAAAGGAGGAAGCUGCCCGGCGGCUGAAGCCGCACGCGAGAGCCCAAGCACGCCUCGAGGAAGACCGAAAGCGCCCUCAAGGAAUGACGCCAAUGAAUCCGCCCAAGAAGAUGAAGCCGGUUCGAUGGCAGUUUGGCAUUCGGUCAAGGAACGCUCCAUGGGAGGCGCUGUUGUGCAUCCACAAGGCCCUGCACAAGCUUGGGGCCAAGUACAUUCCCGACGAAGACUAUGCGCAGGCUCACGGCAAGGGGAGCGAGACGCCGAGCGGGGACGGCAGUUUUGCCGACGACUACGACCCUGCGCCUCUGCGGGAUUCGAGCACGAGUCCAGAUCCAAUGAAGCGGUACAAGCUGCCUGCGGAUCCGUGGCACAUACGGAUCCGAUGGGAGUCGUCUACCUUUAACACACACAUCCAAACAAUAGAAGGCGCGGAAAAGAGCCAGACCGGCACGCCCAACAGCUACCACGUCCUGGCGGGCGAUCACGCAGUGCAAAGGGCCUUUACGGCCCUCCACCUGGACAUUCAAAUCUACGAAAUGGAGCAGGGCGUUUAUCUGGUGGACUUUAAGUCUUCGGGGUACGAAACUCCCGACGGCAGGCUGCUGGAGGAGAAGGAAGUGACGAGCCCGUUUCCAUUUCUCGACAUGGCGGCGAGGUUGAUCAUGCAGCUGGCAGAGGCGGACUGA